CUCUCGCGUCACAUCAGAUAUUCUCAUUAAUGCAUAUAUCUAGCAGAACCAAGGCUUUAGUGUUUUGAAUGGCUUAUUUGAAUAACUAAAUUAACGGGAUGUAUCAUAUUAAAGUCAUUGCAUCUUAUAGACUUGUGUUAGUCAUACCUUAUUUUAGUGAAGGUUGAAUUAGAGUGAACAGUUUAUUAAAUCAGGGGGAUCGUGCCAGGAAGACAUUCAAUCGCUGAUAGUAAAUAAAACUGCUGAUCGUUGGAUACCUUCUAGCUUUGUGAGAAUGGUUAACUAAAUGUGUGUUGCGUUUGAGAUUCAGCAAAGAAGACUAGAGUGUAAUAAAUACGCCAGCAGACCUAGCAGAUUCUCUUAAUGGUAACAAUAGCCGACUGAAAUUUAGAAACACCUUUGGAAGUGAUUCUGCUAAUAUAUAUAUAUAUAUAUGGUUUUCGAACUGCCGAUGUGUUUAAAUAAAUUGCAAUAAACUGCGUCUAAAUUUCUUAAUAAAACAAUGAAAGACAUUACUAAAAACCUAUCUUAAUAACCUAUGAAACUGUACUAUGAGACUGGAUUUAGAUUUUAGUGCAAUAAAUUGGUAACGUUUCUGAAUAUUUUUGUACUAUUGGAAAACGGAAGCUUUAGUCCGAGUAAGAUACAUCUAAAGUGGCAGAUUUCGCAGCAGGAUAAUGGUUGAUUCCUAUAUUAUUGGACGAAUGCCACUCUCGGUAUUUCAUUCAGAAUUGGUUAUCAAAACUUGAUUGUUCUUUAUGGGACCCAUUAAUUGUUUUAGGGAGAUAAACAAAACGUUUAAACGGAAGGCAAUCUGCUAAAUCAUACGUUAAGUCUAGAGUUAGAAACGUAUGGCAAAAUGUUUUGAAAACAUUAGUAUCGUAUUAAGGACACAUAAAAGGACUUUACUUGGCUUAGAAAACAGUAAGGUGAAAACAAAUUAUACUUACUGUUGAAACGGUAAAUAGUGAUAUAUCAGACAUGAAGUUGGUUGUGACAAUGGAAUUGCUUCUGGUGAUUCUAAUGGGUGAAAUAACGAUGGGAAUAGAAAUUUACGAUCUUCGAAACCACCAGGUUGUGAAGUUGAGCCUUGACGAACAGAUGGGUAUUCUUAAGCAGAGAAAAAGCGCAUGUGAGCUUAAAAAGCUCCAAGAUCCUCCUGGGUCAGGGGUAUACUGCAACGUCACAUGGGAUAAUGCAAUGUGUUGGGACUUCACAGCGGCCGGUACCGUGGCACAACAGUCAUGUCCAGAUUAUAUAAAUGGUCUCAACAGUGCAGGCUUUGCAACACGUGAAUGCCUAACAAACGGUUCAUGGAAACCGAACUCUGAUUUUAACAAUACUGACGGAUGGACUAAUUACUCCGGUUGCAUGGAUGGGUCUAAACCUGACCCACCAAAAGAUUAUUCACAUCAUCUAGCUAAAAUACAGCUGAUGUCGGAGAUAGGCUACGGAGUGUCCUUAGCUUCACUUGUUGUUGCAGUGACGAUAAUGAUAGCGUCAAAAAGAUUACAUUGCAAAAGCAACGUGCUGCACAUUAACCUUUUCCUUGCAUUCAUUCUCCGAGCUUCUGUUACAUUCAUUAAAACCUUGGUGUUCGUGGAUGACCUAGGUUUGGAAAAAGACAUAAUUCGCCAUCCUGGUGGACUGAUUACUUUUAAACCAGAGGGAUUGCAUUGGGAAUGUAAGUUGAUAGUUAGUAUCUUUGUGUAUACCGUUGCAUCCAGUAUGAUGUGGAUACUGAUGGAAGGACUUUAUCUUCAAAUGCUUGUGUAUAAAACGUUGUUUACAGAGCGGAACGGGACACGAAUAUACGUUUUAGUUGGCUGGCUUUCACCGUUCGUCUAUUUGAUACCAUGGAUUAUUGUUCGAAUAUACAAAGAGAAUGAAUUAUGUUGGAACCGGCACAGGACCGACGGGUAUUUCUGGAUCAUUAAAGCACCAAUACAGUUAUCUGUUCUUAUUAACUUCAUAUUUUUCAUAAAUAUUGUACGAGUUUUGUGUGUGAGGGCCAAGAUAAGUCGACAUGUAAAAAGCGAUUCGCAGCAUUUGAGAAAAACAGCCAAGUUUGUUUUGGUGCUCAUUCCUCUGUUCGGUGUGAUAUAUAUAGCGUUCUCGGCAUACCCUUCAGGAGUCGUUGGCAUGGAAGCUGAUAUUAUCUACCUGUACUGUGAAAUGUUUUAUAAUUCCUUUCAAGGUUUUGUUUUAGCUCUGUUGUUUUGCUUUCUGAACGAAGAGGUGCACAAUGAGAUUCGGCGAUUCUGGUACAGACGUAGAUUCAAUCGUUUUAACACGCGUUCCAUUAUCCUCUCGUCGUGGCGGAAAGCCUCGAGGACAUCACGUGACACCUACUCAAGGGAUACACGUUUGACGGAGGGCGUUGUCCAUUCUCAUGGCAAUUGUGUUGAUACCUGUAAAUUAAAUAAAAAGUGUCAGGAGCACGUUAUGUGGUCAAGAAAAAGUCACGAGAAACGGAAUGGAAAGCCUACAGUACCUGCAUGGCAGAACGAGGAUAUGGACGGUAUUAUUACAGAAACAAAAGCUUGUAAUUCUGCUGGUGAUGAGGUAUAGAUCUAUUAGUGCGUGAAACCAUAUACAACAAGAGUUUACUUUUACUCGAUUGAAAGGUGUGGAAUAAAAGUACACUCGCACGUAUAAACGCAAAAGCACAUAGAAUGACGUCUCCUUUAUGUGGGGAUACACUUUUAUAAACAGACAUAUACAGGUUAAAAACGAAGUUUCUUUAGCUCAUUUGAUAUGAGACAUUGCACAAGUCAUUAUGCUAAAUAUGUUAGCAUAUCACUAUGUAUGUUACGCCAUUGUCAAAUACCUGUAAUUUGGUUCAUUAACACUAUAGUUAUCUACUACUAUAUAUAUUUUAUUCAGACGUUAUUGUUUUCUUAAUAUCUACAUUGGAUGUCAAUAUAAAACUUGUAAUUAAUAUAUUGUUUCACUGAGAAGUAUUUAGGAUUAAGUGCCAUUACAGUUUCUUAGCAAAUAAAAGUAAAAUUGAAGUUACAUACUUUAGAUAAAGGAAUUUGAUAUUUGAAGAUGAAAACAUUACUAUGAAUGGAAGUAUUGCAAUUUGUUAGGAUUCGUGUUUGAUUUUCUUAUAGUACAUUAUGUACGAACAAUAUAAUUUUGAUAUUGAUAACUGCAGUUAAAUCUGUGAUUCACAAGAUCUUGACUUCACAUAAAUGACAAAAUAACUUUCAGUUAAAUAUAUUUAAUGCCCAUUUCCUACGUCGUCGUGUAUUUUUUUACCGUUAGUGUUGAAUAUUGAAAUGAGUAUAAAAGGAAACUACGUAAAUAUCAACAUCAAAAUGUUUGGUUUUUCAUUAAUUAUUUCGAAAUACUCUAAAUGUCAACAAGCUGCCAUGUUGCCUAUCUCUCUGUAUGUGUAUAUAUUUACACGCUCUCCAAUGCAGCCCGUAUGCACGUGUUCUUCUUACCCAAGUAUAAGACUUCGUAUGCUGUUUAAUUCCUAUUAUAUUAUCUUUUACUUUAUUCUUUUGUUGAAUGAAAUGACACGUCACAUUUUUAUGUGAUUCAAAAGACAAAUUCCCCCGAAAGAAAGUUCAAAAAUAUGAUAAUACAAAAUGUUGAACUGCCAUUAUUUCAUUUUUGUUGUGUUGAUAGCAAAUGUUUAUUUACAAUAAGGCUCUCUACAAAGCUGUUGGGGGCCAACAUUACUUAAGUCCGACUAUGUUUUAAAUUACCAAACAUAUCAUUGUUCUGACAAACAACCAGUCCUAUUAUUAAGAAGAUUUACUAGAAGCUAUCUGGUUCAUUUUUAAAGAAUAUAUAUGCCAUUUUAUGAUUAACUUGAAACAAAUCUAUAUUUCCCUACAAAACUUUGACAUAUAUAUUUCUUAAUUUACAUUUAACCAUGAACUGUAGAUAUUAUGCUCACAAUACACAUUAAUUAUCAUCCACAUACUGUAAAUGCUAAAGUGAAUGAUAUAUAUCGUGAUUGUUUGUGUUCUAAUUUCAAUUCAAAAUGAUUUUUUUUAAUUAUUUGAAUGAGUCUUCUCAUUGGCCUAAAGAGGUCCCUUGCAGUCAAAUUUCUUCUUUUUAUAUUUGGAGAAAUAUCCGUUAACAAUUGUUAACAAUUAUUAUAAAAUUAUAGAAUUAUACAGCUCCGACUACAAUUUAAUAUAGAAAAGAAAUAAGUGUCUUUGGAAUGGCGAUUCUUAUUAUUGUGUAUCCGAAAAAGAAUAUACCAUAACAUCUGCAACAAACAGAAACAAAUAUUUAUUACGAUAUAUUUAUUAAUUGUAAUCAAAAGUGAUAUCAACAAUAAACAGGGGCUGGUCUAUAUUUAGUUACUUUUGUCAAAAUACGACCAUCCUUUCAAAAAUACAUUAUGUUGUAGAACUUCUGAAGAAUUAAGUUUUGCAACAUUUCUUGGUAAUAACUAACCAACACAAAUGAAUUAUUUUAUUAUUUUAUUUUAUGUAUUUUUUUCUCGUUAACUACGAUGUUUUCAUUUCUUUUGACAUACAUGUAUCUUGUAUCUAAAUUUUGUUUUGUACUGAAUCCAUCUAUCAAGUCAACUGUAUUUGAAAUCAUAUUUCCUUACUGAAUUAUCUCAGAAACAAUGCUUUCGUUGGACCUGCUACAAUCUUCAGUGAACAAUUGACUGGCGAUCUAUUGAUCGUUUCUGUGUCCACCAAAACAUUUUCCGCCUAAAUGGAUGUCCGAUCUGAAAGUACCGGGCAAUCAUGAAAAAGACCCAGUGAUUCUCAGUCAGUAGUUCCGUAGUAGGAAGAGCCACUUUUACAACAAAAAAGACGUUUUGAGUUGUUUCUUGAUUGAGUCAAUUCCAGCAACGAAAGUACUAAGAAAAAUUAAAAUGUUUAGGCUUUAAGAUUUUGUCUAUUCUAAUCUUUAUUUUAUCUAAUUUCCUAAUGGACGAAAAUGUCAUAAAUAAAGAUUGGUGUACAGAAGUGAAUACAACAAGCCAAAAUUGAAGAAUAAAAUAGAUACCUGAA
Mercenaria mercenaria is the source of this 4994-nucleotide messenger RNA. RefSeq names its product secretin receptor-like. Gene Ontology annotation, biological process: cell surface receptor signaling pathway; adenylate cyclase-modulating G protein-coupled receptor signaling pathway. The record is from RefSeq and is a predicted model, not a curated record. Gene Ontology annotation, cellular component: plasma membrane. The transcript has 14 exons. Gene Ontology annotation, molecular function: G protein-coupled peptide receptor activity; peptide hormone binding. The coding region runs from base 982 to 2571 and encodes 529 amino acids. Lineage: Eukaryota; Metazoa; Mollusca; Bivalvia; Venerida; Veneridae.